GCUGUCAGUUGUGUGAAUUUAUUUAAUUCUAAAUGACUUCAGUCGUGUGGUAGAAAAGUGUGCUAAUUUGCUUUAGCUAGCUUGCUGCUUAGUAAACAUACCCUCCUCUACCAAAUGUACCGCGCUAGUCAUUCAGCCAAUCACAAUCGCUAAAACGAAGGGACGCAGGGACGCUUUGCGUCGUGACGUCACAUCCAAUGAGUGAACCCGCUGAAAAUUUAAACCGACUACAGUCUAGUCGUCUCUGCUGGACAGACCAACCUAUGCAACAGUAGAAAACGAGCCAGGGAAAGCGAUGGAGAUAAUGAACGUGGAGCACAUCAAAAUGUACUUUUAUAAAAAUAGAUUGAAAACAUAUAUGGGAUGGCCAUUUGAGGAGGGCUGUGCGUGCACUCCUGAAAAUAUGGCCAGAGCGGGCUUUAUUCACACUCCUACGGAGAACUGCCCGGACGUGGCGCAGUGCUUCUUCUGCUACAAAGAGCUAGAAGGCUGGGAGCCCGAGGACGACCCAGCGAAGGAGCACGUAAGCCACUCGCCGUCCUGCGGCUUCGUUUGUCUGAAGAAGCCCGUGGAGGAGCUGACCGUGGAAGAGUUCCUCAAACUGCAGAGGGACAGGCAGAAGUUUCUGAUCAAAAAGAAGUGUGCUCAGGUGAUUGAUAGGUUUGUGCAGGCGGCUCAGGUUCGGAGAUCGGAGAUAAUAAAGACGGCGAUGGAGGAGUGAAGGGGGCGGUUGGGGUUGGCUCCUGGUCUGUCCCCGGCGCUGUGCGGCCGUGCUGGGACCCGCGCCGUGUUAUUUAUUUAUAUUGCCUUUUUAAUCGAUAAAGGGAAUCUGGGAUUUCUACUUUCACCUCUUAAGAUUUCUUUGCCGAUUGUAAAUAAAUGCUCAUCUGCAAAUAUUUGUUUAGCGUUUUUGGUAUUUUCAGGGGGUUCUGGUAUUCUCAGACUGUACAAUAUGUAAAGUGUGGUGCCAUUUAAAAUGAAAAAAAAAUAAAAAAUUAUAUUCUUCCAUACUAA
Molecule: messenger RNA, 1014 nt
Organism: Conger conger (European conger)
Lineage: Eukaryota; Metazoa; Chordata; Actinopteri; Anguilliformes; Congridae
Product: baculoviral IAP repeat-containing protein 5.2-like
Exons: 4
Coding region: 296-721 (141 amino acids)
Source: RefSeq, a predicted model, not a curated record